GUGUGUGUGUGUGUGUGUGUGCGGUGCACCAGGGUUUGUGUGCUGUGAGGGAAUGGGUUACAUGCCUUGCUGUUCCAAAUGGAGAAUAAAGGGAGCGACGAGGUGGAAACAUUGAAGACAAAGUUUGUGUCUGUGUGGCACAAUGUCAAGUACAGUUGGGCUCUGAAAUUAAAGACCUCUUUCAGUAGAAAUUCCCCAGUGCUUCUCCUCGGAAAAUGUUACCAUUUUAAGGCGGAAGAUGACGACAGUGUUGCAGAGGCCUGCUCUGAAGCCUGUGAUGAGGACCCUGUUGUGGGGAACGCGGAGGCUUUCCGCAAGGAUUUUACGUCCCGGGUGUGGCUCACCUACAGGGAGGAGUGCCCCCCCCUCCCCGGCUCCACCCUGACCUCGGACUGCGGCUGGGGCUGCAUGCUGAGAGCCGGGCAGAUGAUGCUGGCUCAGGCCCUCAUUCUGCACUUCCUGGGCAGAGACUGGACCUGGUCGGAGGCCAUGGCGCUGCAGCCUUUAGACACAGAGACGUGGACCACCAGCGCAGCCAAGCGCCUGGUGGCCUCAAUGCAAGGACCCUCCAGGCCCCCGGAGCAUGGCCCACCCCCCCCGCUCCAGUCCCAGGCCUCGGGAUCUGCAGAGGAGGCAGAUGCUCAUUUGAAAGAGAUGUACCACCGCUCCCUGGUGUCCUGGUUCGGGGACAGCCCCUCGGCUCAGCUCGGCCUCCACAGGCUGAUCCGCACCGGCCUGACCAUGGGGAAGCAGGCGGGGGACUGGUACGGGCCCGCUGUGGUGGCACACAUCCUCAAGAAAGCUGUGGAGGAGGCGAUGGACCCCGGCUUGGCGGGUAUAACUGCUUAUGUCUCCCAGGACUGCACAGUGUACAGUGCUGAUGUCAUCGAUAGCCAUAGGGUACCAAGAGCAGGGCAGCCCUCUGCAGAGAGAUCAGAGGCCCCGCCCACCUCACAGAGCGACCAACCGGUGUCAGCCUCCAUCCUGACUGACAGCCGAGCCGUCAUCAUCCUCAUCCCUGUGAGGCUGGGAGGGGAGAAGACAAACCCGGACUACUUUAACUUUGCAAAGAGCAUACUGAGUCUGGAGUACUGCAUAGGCAUCAUCGGAGGGAAGCCCAAACAGGCCUGCUACUUUGUAGGAUUUCAAGAUGACAGCUUGAUUUACAUGGACCCUCAUUACUGUCAGUCUUUUGUGGAUGUCAGCACCAGCGAUUUCCCUCUCCAGUCAUAUCAUUGCCCCUCACCAAAGAAGAUGCCUUUCAGCAAGAUGGACCCAAGUUGCACCAUAGGUUUCUACUCUAAAAGUGCUCAAGACUACGAGAGAAUCAGCCAGGAGCUUUCUAAGGUGCUGCAGCCGUCAGCCAAGGAGAAAUACCCGGCGUUCACUUUAGUCCAAGGUCACGGCAGAGAUUACGACCUGUCUGCAGGCCUGACCCCGGAGAAGAGAGAAUGGCCCUUUAUCCGUGACCCCCGGAGGACGGUCACCACCACCGGGGACUUUGUGCUGCUUUGACAGCGCGGUUUUUAAAAGACUACUGACGGGGAACUUCUUCUAAUGAAUCACACUGCUUGGUGAUACACAAAGCUUUGUGUUUUAGUCUGCUGGGACACUGAUGCUUAUGGGAUUCCACACCUCGGUUAAUACCUCCUGAAUACUUUGUUGCCAAGCAGUCUUUGCCAUAAAAACUUUGGAAUCAUAUUUGUUGUCUGGAACUGUGAGCUUCCUGAAUUUUUUUAGGACACUUUUGGUGCUCCGAUUUUUUUAAUGAGCUAAGAUGUCGUCUUAUGCAAAGGAACAUCGAUUCUAGUGGAACACCUCAAUUUGCGCCAAAUAUCGACAUACUUAUUUUUGAGGAUUUUUUUUUUAUUACUUACUUCAUGUUUAGAAUUAUUAAAAGUAUUUUCCUCAUCAUGAUCGUAAGGUCCAGUUAAUCACUCCGCCAUGUUUUCAAGGCUAACAGUGUUAGACAAUAUGUCUAGUGUCAUUGGAGUAGAGUGUAAUUUUCACAGAGCCACAUCUCAGUUGGGAUAAGAUGAUUAUUGUUAAGCUUUAAUUAAUAUGGGCAAAGGGCUCUCUGAACUUUGGGAAACUUUUACUAAACCAUUCUGCCAAAAACCUUUCAUUAUACAGGAUGAAUUCUUCACCUGUCUGAAUCCCCUCGAUAGCAGAAGCAUACGGGACAUUUGUUCUGAAUACACUUAUUUCAUUAUUGUGCCAACAUGUCUUUCAUUCACGUUACAGCUCAUGUCUUUCUCUGAGCAAUAACAUAUAAUGGUGUUGUAUGACGAUGUGGUUGUUUGCGUGCCUCCUGGGUUUUUAGGUGGUAUUUAUAAAAAAAAGAAAUAAAAAAAAAAGUGGCCAGAGAUUGUUAAAGGGAUAAUGCCAUGUGCUAUAUCCUUUAUACAUACAGUCUAUGGCUAUAUCUCAUCAAGCACUAUCUGUAAUGAACUACCCUUAGCAAUAGAGUUAUUUAGAUAUAAAGUAGUUACUGUAUUUGUCUAAUUAACACUGAAGUAAGUUUUAAGUCACAAAAUGGUAUUGUGGAGUAGCAAUCUACACCUCAUGAUGAAAUCAGAGACAUAUCAACCUUCCAAAUAAUAAUAAUUUGAUAUGCUGCAUGUAUGAACCAUUUUGGUUAAUCAUUUCUACACACAUUUUUAUCAUUUCAAACCAUCCCUUUUUUAUAUCUUAUACAAUACGCAAAAGAAAGGGAAUUUACUAACAUUUCAUAUUAAUGUCAUUAAUGUUUUUCCUUCUUUUGAUUAUCUCUUCCUCAAUUCUAGUCUCCAGCAGUGAGUAACUUAAUGCUAUAAUGCUUUUGAAACGCCUUUUACAGUAUCUCCAUCGUAGCAAACUAGUGAAGUGAAGAAGUAUGUGACAACACAUUAAGAUGCCAAACAGGAACAUGCACUUUGUUUUGAUCACUUUCACAUGACUGAAGUAUUCUGCCUGUUGAAUCUAUUUUAUGUACAUCUUUGCACUGCAACAAACGCACGUCUGUUUGCAUAAAUUCACAUAGAAAAUGUAAAAAAAAAAUAAAGUGAAUAAAGGCAAAAAUA
This is a messenger RNA of Notothenia coriiceps (black rockcod), 3062 nucleotides long. It is a transcript of the gene atg4c, whose product is annotated as autophagy related 4C, cysteine peptidase. Lineage: Eukaryota; Metazoa; Chordata; Actinopteri; Perciformes; Nototheniidae. The transcript is spliced from 10 exons. The record is from RefSeq and is a predicted model, not a curated record. Gene Ontology annotation, biological process: aggrephagy; C-terminal protein lipidation; protein processing. Gene Ontology annotation, cellular component: cytoplasm. Gene Ontology annotation, molecular function: cysteine-type endopeptidase activity; protein-phosphatidylethanolamide deconjugating activity. Bases 79 to 1515 code for a protein of 478 amino acids.